GGGCUUGCUUGGGAUGGAGAGUGAACCUGGCAAGGCUCUGAGGCUCCUCUCCAAGCCCACUGCAGAUUUAGGACUAUGUAUGGUUUGCCUUUUAAAAACAUCCUCUGUGCAUUUAACUUGGUGCUUAGCUAUUCCCAAAGUCAGGAUCGUGUAACCAAUAAGGUUAGCCAUAUGCUGGGCAGAAGGCAUCCAAAUUUGCCAUCAGGAGUAAAUGGUUGACACUUAGUGGUUGAUCACUAUCAAGCCAUUUGUAAGCAUUAAGACUCUGUGAAACUCGCUUCUGCCGUACAAGGAGUUCCAUGGUUCUCCCCUGUUGCCUGAACUCUGGGAAGGAAAACUCCUCCUUUGUCUCUUGUUUGGGAAUGAGAGCUUGAAUCACAGUUGUUCUUAAUGGCAGUGGUUCACAGGAGCCACGUUAUCCUUUAAAAUAACUGUUGUUAGUUCUGUGGUGCUCCAGAUACCAUGCAGCUGUGUUUCCAGGUCUUUCUACAAUAUAGGUGUUAAUUGCACAUGUUUUUACUGAUAUAUGUUGAACAUAUCUAUGUACACAUAUGUAUACAUUUGUAUAUCAUUUGCAGUGCCUAAGACAUUGGACUGCUGUUUUCUCAUUCCUGGUUGCUCUGAACUGUAAUGAUUUUACAAAACCUAAUCCAGGUAAUCGCAGGCUUUGUCCAUUCUUUGUUCAGUGAGCAGGAUGGACUGUCCUCAGGAAAGGAAAAGAAUGAGAGUCUGUUUUAUUCUAAAACUUAAAUGAAUGAAAGUGAUAGUAUAGCAGAAAGAAAGUUGGUUUAAAAUUAGGCAGUGAGUACUGGAUAGGAGAAACAGCUGUAAUGCAGAUUUCUUUAAUGAUGAUGCUGAGCAAGUCUAAAGCCAGAUUUUUGGUGGAUGAUUACUUAUGAUAUUUCUUUGUAAACUGGAUGAGUGCUGAAUAAAAAAUUAAAAUGUAUUUUUUCCUUUUGAUUUUUCACCUACUCAUCUGUGAUUUCAUAGAAGUCUUACUUUUCUUCCUAUCUGUAGAGAGGGAGAAUGCUGCAUAGGAAAAUGUAAGUGUAGUCAGUGCUAUAUCAGGUGUGUGUGUGUAACUGAUUUACUUGGAGCUGCGUUCUGAGGCAGUGCUUCCUAAAAGGAGCUCUGGGGAAGUGCCUCAGGCGGCAGAGCUUGUAUUUUAUCAGCUGGAGGCUGCUGGUUGGGUAGCCGCUCAGGAGGAGCAGAUGUAGUUGCCUGAUUCUUCGAGCACCACCUAGCCUCCAGACAGGGUGCCUACAAGAGACAAGCGAUCAGUCACGCAAUUAGCGUGGCCCUACUCAGCACAGGGACGGGAUCAUGGCUGCACGCGCUGCCCGGUGUCGUGCUGCUCUCUUGGCGAGCUUCUGAAAACUCUAACUGUAAAUUUUGUUUCCGUUUCUGGUGUUUUACACGCUGUGUGCGCUGGGUGGCUAUUUUGAGAAGGAAAAAGAAAUAGGCAGUGUUGAUGUUUUGAGGUCAAUACCUUUUUACUUAAAAUGGUGUAGCUGGAAAGCCAAAAUGGUUGAUGAGCUUUGAGGUUACAGUCAGAGAUGAGUUGACUGUCUCCCUUCAGUCUUAGAGGUGUGAUUAUGUAUAAAUAUAUAUCUAUUUUUUGUAGAUGUGAUGUGAAAGUGUAGUCUCUUCUCUUAGUAUAAAUGGAUUGAAGUUGCAGCUGAUCACCGUGUUAGGAAAGAAAGGAAAGGAAUAGAUUGCUAACAAUGAGAAAGACUCAAGGCUUCCUUCCUGAUCAGCAUGUUGCUCGCCGUGCGGCACAGCUGGGCUGUGGCAUGCAGGCUGGGCCUGGGUGCUGCGAGCUGCGGUUACCCCCACCCCACAGAGCUGGGCGUCUGCUCCCAAGAGGCCUGGGAGAUCAGACAGGCAGGGGCAGCGGUGGGAGCUGCGGAAGUAAGGCGAUUAGGAAGUUGGGGGAAUUAACAACUGCAGCGUGCUCCUACUGCUGCAGGUACGACUUUCAGAUACCAAAUGACUGGCAUUGUCACUGAGGAAAAUAAGCUGCAUUUUUUCAUGAAGUUGUUUUGUUUUUUUUUACUCUAUAGAUAACUUCUGGACAAAUCUAUUUGGGAAAAAAAGGUAUACAACUUGUUUGUUCCUUCAUGGUUUACUUUUUCCAAGUGAGAGAAGCAGAAAAACCCGGUGGGUGGGGGGCACUGCUCUCCUUCCUGCUUCCUUGGUAGGUGACCUCUGCUUUUAACUUCCUAUUCACUCUUUCCUUAGAUAGCAGAAGCUGCUGUUUGUUUUUGAUAUGUACAAAAGGCCUGUGCCAUUUUAAAUUCUUGCACAACAGCCAUUUCGUGGGCUCAGGCGUAUAGGGCUCCUGGUUUGUUUCCUUGUAACUGAGUGCAGCAAAUGAAAUUGGCCAUACUUUCUGGUGUUUCUUUAGGUGGAUGUUUCUUCUUUGUGAUUGCUCUGGGCUUUUAGUGCUUUUCAGCACAGAAGUAGAGAGGGAUGGAAAGGGGAGCUUUUGUAAGGGUGUGAUGCACUUUUUUAGAGUAGCACAAAACUCGUGUUACCCUGUGAUCUGUUAGUCAGUGUUGCCAAGAAGUGACCCAUAAACUUCAGGCAUGCUUCUCCCUACUUGCUGCCUGUUUCCCAGAGGGGACAGGGAGCAUGUGUUUUUGCAGUGAAUAAAGCUGAAAAAGGCAAAUUCUGCUUCUCUCUUUCUGUCUGCAUGCCUUUUAUAGAGCUGUCUGGAAGCAGCAGUAAUUGCUGCAGAUUCCUCUGCAGAGAUGAAAAGGGUAGAGAUAGGCAGGCAGCGUGUCACCUGCAUGUGUUUGGCCUAGGCAUUGUUAUUUUUUCUCUCGUCUGACAUCAUGUUGUGUUGAAGGCAGAUGUGUGCUACCUAGGAAUACAGUCUUCUAGUGUUUCUGUCACAGGUGUCUUACUGUAACUUUGGCCAAGACCUUUGUUGCUUUCUGUAAAAUGCAAAUAGGCUUUCCCUUUUUGAGGAACUGUGUGCAUAAACUUAGUUUAUAUAUCAUAUAUUUGUUUACUGACAUACUAUACAAUGCAAUGCAGUAACACUGCUUUAUUCUUCAGGGCACUAAGUGGACCUUUUUAUUUCUACUUGAUUCAUUACACAUGUCUAGAAUACCUAAAAACAAACAAAUGAAAAAACUCGAGCACCACAAACCUCGACUAGCACUGUCAGAGUCUUUCUAUUAACUUGAUAGAAUACAGUCAUAGAUACAGUGUAUUUAAUGCAGCUUUUCCUUAACCAAAAUGUUGUUGUCAAGGAAAGUUACUGCUCUUGACCUUACAGUUAUGAUGUGUGUCUAGGUUUCAGGCAGCUUUCUCCUGAAAAUGGAAGAAAUGAUGGUUUAAGGCUUAAUAGACUUUAGAUAGCAUUACAGUCAUGUAGUCACUGGUUAUAGUGAUCAGAGAUGACAAGAAACAUCAGGAGGAUAUACUGAUUGGCUACCCAGUUGCUGUCAAUCCUAGAAGUGGUCUUAAAGGAAACUUUAUUAAAAACACUUUAAAUGAGUACUUGGUUCUUCUGAUUAUUCUGUCACUAAAGGAGAUGUUCAGAUCAGAUGGUGUAAUUAAAAAGAUUUUAUUGAAGAUAUGUGUCUUUAUUGGUAUUUGACCAUUGUUCUAAAUGGACUAAAUGCUUAAGUAGUGGUAUAGUUAGCAAGAAUAGAUGGUCACUUAUCAUGCUCUCAAGUAUGGCUUUCUUCAGAUGUUUGCAAUGGAGAGUUACCAGGGAAGAGUGUUAACAAACCUACUUGUUUCAUUGAUACACACAGGCUCUGCCAGUUCAUCAUUAAAUUCUGUAAAUUGAUGGUGUUGGAAAGCCAUGGAAAUCUUUCUACCAAAUCAAAACCUACUCUUUGAUCACUUUUGGUAAUUGAGAAUAAUCCAAAGAACAAUUGCAGAUGAGUAAUCUAGGUUUAAAAAAACGUGGCAAAAUUUAUUACUCAUAAUCAAAUAAUAGGUUUUAAAGGAAUGAAUAUCAUUUCCUUUGAAGAAUGUGCUCAGAAUAUCACCAGUCUAGUUUGCAAAUGUACAGAGUUCUUUGUCAAACUCUUUCUGCAUACAGCUUUGUAGUCCACAACUCAGGAAAUCUGUUUUUAGCAAAAGCUUUAUUAUUUAAGCUUUUAAUUUUGUGAGUUCAGAGUUAAGUUUUUGUAAGUAGGAUAUGGUCAAAAGGGUUAUUAUUCACUGUUAAUACUUCUCCUGCGGAGUAUGUUCUGUUGUGGCUGUUUUGAUUGAUAGAAGAGGACCUUGGUGGGAAAAGACCCUGCAAUUCUAGAUUUCAGCAUGGGAAGUGUGCUCAGCUCUUCCCUAGCUCAGUGUUGUUUUUGAGUUUACUGGGCAUGGGGAGGGAUCUUGGAUGUGGGGGAUUCUUUGUCCAAGUGAACUGUUCUGCAGUUUGGGCAUGGCAGGUAUUUCUGUUGCGGGGUGCCCAUUCCCUUGACCUGAUCUGUUGAACUUGGUUUUUCUCUAGUUAAGGAGCGUGGAGGAAAGGAGAAGAUACAGUGGUACCAAUUUUCAAAAUAUAGCCUCGUUAUUGCUGUUGCGGGGUGCUCAUUCCAAGGAGCAAUGGAUGAGCUUCAUAGCCUGGACCCAAGAAGACAAGAAUUGUUAGAGGCAAGAUUUACAGGAGUAGUAAGUGGCAGCACUGGGAGUACUGGAAGUUGCAGUGUUGGAGCUAAAGCCUCAACAAAUAAUGAAAGUUCGAACCACAGUUUUGGAAGCUUGGGAUCUUUAAGUGAUAAAGAAUCAGAGACUCCAGAGAAGAAACAGUCAGAACCUUCCAGAGGAAGAAAAAGAAAGGCAGAUACUCAGAGUGAAAGCAGCCAAGGAAAGAGUAUCGGGGGACGUGGCCACAAGAUUAGUGACUAUUUUGAGUACCAAGGUGGCAACGGCUCUAGUCCAGUUCGAGGUGUACCUCCUGCAAUCCGAUCUCCUCAGAAUUCACAUUCCGCCCCUUCUUCUGUUCGACAGAAUAGUCCUUCUCCUACUUCAUUAGCUUUUGGGGACCACCCUACCACGCAACCAAAGCAGUUAUCUUUUAAAAUUACUCAGACUGAUCUCACAAUGCUGAAAUUAGCUGCACUAGAAAGUAAUAAAAAUCAAGACUUGGAAAAGAAAGAAGGUCGUAUAGAUGACUUACUCAGGGCUAACUGUGAUCUUAGAAGACAAAUAGAUGAACAACAAAAGCUACUUGAAAAAUAUAAGGAAAGAUUAAACAAAUGUAUUUCAAUGAGCAAGAAGCUUCUAAUUGAAAAGAGCACACAAGAAAAGCUGGCAAGCAGAGAGAAGAGCAUGCAAGACAGAUUACGCCUGGGGCAUUUUACAACAGUUCGUCAUGGUGCUUCAUUUACUGAACAGUGGACAGAUGGCUUUGCAUUUCAGAAUCUUGUAAAGCAGCAAGAAUGGGUGAAUCAACAAAGGGAAGACAUUGAAAGGCAAAGAAAGCUCCUGGCCAAGCGAAAGCCACCAACUACAAAUAAUUCUCAGGCACCAUCUGCCAAUUCUGAACCCAAGCAGAGGAAAAAUAAAGCUGUGAAUGGGGCAGAAAACGAUCCCUUUGUUAGACCCAAUUUGCCACAGCUUUUGACUCUAGCAGAGUAUCAUGAACAGGAAGAAAUUUUCAAACUUCGAUUAGGACAUCUCAAGAAGGAGGAAGCUGAAAUACAAGCAGAACUUGAACGUUUGGAAAGAGUUAGGAAUCUUCACAUCAGAGAGCUGAAAAGAAUUAAUAAUGAAGAUAAUUCACAGUUUAAAGAUCACCCCACAUUGAAUGAACGGUAUUUGUUACUCCAUUUACUUGGCCGAGGUGGCUUCAGUGAAGUAUACAAGGCUUUUGAUCUUUAUGAACAAAGAUAUGCUGCUGUGAAGAUUCACCAGCUUAACAAAAGCUGGAGGGAUGAAAAGAAAGAAAACUACCACAAACAUGCCUGCAGAGAGUAUAGAAUACACAAAGAACUGGAUCACCCCCGGAUAGUUAAAUUAUAUGACUACUUCUCCUUGGAUACAGAUACGUUUUGCACGGUGUUAGAAUACUGUGAAGGCAAUGACUUGGAUUUCUAUCUCAAGCAACAUAAAUUGAUGUCAGAGAAGGAAGCUAGGUCCAUUGUAAUGCAAAUAGUAAAUGCACUACGGUAUCUCAAUGAGAUCAAGCCCCCUAUUAUACACUAUGAUCUUAAACCAGGUAAUAUUCUUCUUGUAGAUGGAACAGCAUGUGGAGAAAUAAAAAUUACUGAUUUUGGAUUGUCCAAAAUAAUGGAUGAUGAUAGCUAUGGUGUGGAUGGAAUGGAUUUAACUUCGCAAGGAGCAGGAACUUACUGGUACUUGCCUCCAGAGUGUUUUGUAGUUGGCAAAGAGCCACCAAAGAUUUCUAAUAAGGUUGAUGUAUGGUCAGUUGGAGUAAUCUUUUUCCAGUGUCUUUAUGGUCGAAAGCCAUUUGGCCACAAUCAAUCUCAGCAAGAUAUCUUACAAGAAAAUACAAUAUUAAAAGCCACAGAAGUCCAGUUCCCUGUUAAGCCUGUUGUUAGCAAUGAAGCCAAGGCCUUUAUCAGACGCUGCUUAGCAUACCGAAAAGAGGAUAGAUUUGAUGUCCAUCAACUGGCUAAUGAUCCUUACCUUCUCCCCCAUAUGAGGAGAUCAAAUUCUUCAGGAAACUUACAUAUGACUGGGCUAGCAGCAUCCCCUACACCACCUACUUCAAGCAUUAUUUCAUACUGAAAUUUCUCCAACUGAGGAAUGGCAUGAUAUCUUGGUGUAGUUUCCAAAUGCAUACUUGAGCUUGAGAACAUAUGGGUGUUUUUCUGCAGGACAAGUUUGAUAACUGUGUUUUCAGGCUGAAGUCCUCCUACAUAGUGUUGUUUGUAUGAUUGGAAUGGGUCAUGGACUGUGAAUAAAUAUACCCUUCAGAGAACAGCCUUUAAAUGUUGAAGGAUGACAUUGCCUGUUGCACACUAACAGGUAUACUGUGUUUGAGACUGAAGAAAAGGUUUUUAGUUUUUUUCUGGGGAACAUUGUAAAUAAUCUUUUUAAUACUUAAAGUACAUUUGGUUGAUACUGGAAAGUUCUAACAUGAAGGGUAGUUUUUCAUUAUUUAAAAUUUUUUUAAAAGGUAGUCAGCAAAUUUGAGAACAAGAAAAAUUCCAUGUCUGGUUAAUAAACUAAAUGAAUUGCUGUGUUUCCAAGACAUUGAUCUUCUGAAACCAAAGUGAGAAAUGCAAGACAGUCAAAGCUGUGUUCUACAUCAGAUUCCUCAAUGAAAUUACAGUAUUUUAUUUGGCACUCAGGCUUGUACCUCCAAACGUGUUCUUUCACAGAAUUUAGGUUGAUAGGGAACUCCUGGUACUUACUUCUCAAAUAGGUUGCUAAUUUUGAAAUAAGCUUAGUUUUCUAAAUAUACUGUACUUGCUGUGGUAUUGAAACUUGUGAAAAUUUCCAGGCCUCUGAUAAAAGCAGACAACAGUAUGAAACCAAAUGCAAACAGGUCAUGUAUAAUAUUCUAUGCAGGAAUAAUGAUAAAUUCCCUUCUAGCUCUAUUGUAAAUUGUUGUACAGAUGUCACAUUUUCAUUAAAUUCAGCAACUUAUUCCUGUACAAAUGUUUAAAGUAUGGCUUUUUCUAAUUGGAUAUUGUAUUUUUUUUAAGUCUCCCUCAAGGCGCUUUUAAUUGCUGCUAAACAACGUUGCUUUUACUUCAGCAAAAGAAUCAGAUGACCUCCUUAAGGUGCAAGUAAACUGUACAUUAUAGAGAGACUGAGUAGGAAACUCAUUAACAAUCAAGGCAUGUAAAACCGAGCUGUGUUGGCCGUAUGCAGUACAGUUCUGUAAGUCAAUUAAUUGCACUCUCAACCUGUAGAGUGCAUCAGUACUAGAUGUAGAAGUUGCUCAUGGCUAUUCUCUAUUUCUGGAAGUUCCUAUCAGCAAGGAAAUGUUUCUUGUGGCUUGUACAGGUAUUUUAAAAUGUGAAACAUUUUCUAAUUGCCUUGUAUGGUAGAAACUUAUUUUUCAAAACAGCGUAUCUCUCUGCAGUUUCACUAUUCUUUUUAUUGUCCCAUUCUGGAUGCUGAAUACUAUCUGUAAUUUUGUCCAUGUUUCAGAAAAAGGAGGCUGUUAUUACCACAGGUUUUCAUUUAGUAUUGUACAGUUAAACUGUUGCUCUUGUUUCUGAUGUUGCAAGCCAUUUUGUUUUCAUUGUAUAUAGAGAAACAUUAACUGUCUCUUUAAGAUGCUGCUGAAAUUGUAGAGAAUGUAGCCAAAACAGUAAUAAACAAUGACAGUUGAAAUUUCAA
Lagopus muta (rock ptarmigan) is the source of this 8280-nucleotide messenger RNA. RefSeq names its product tousled like kinase 1 (gene TLK1). Gene Ontology annotation, cellular component: nucleus. The coding region runs from base 4567 to 6714 and encodes 715 amino acids. The transcript has 21 exons. NCBI's taxonomy places the organism in Eukaryota, Metazoa, Chordata, Aves, Galliformes, Phasianidae. The record is from RefSeq and is a predicted model, not a curated record. Gene Ontology annotation, molecular function: ATP binding; protein serine/threonine kinase activity. Gene Ontology annotation, biological process: chromosome segregation; peptidyl-serine phosphorylation; intracellular signal transduction.